UGGGACAGUACAGUCAAAAGCAUCGCCCCAUACGCUUUCGCACACACCAACCUUACCGAAAUUCAGCUAGGCCUCGAGCUUCUCUAGAGAAACAACAUCAACCCUGCUCGCGUAGUCAUGAGUCUAGGUUUCUACGGUCGAACUUUUACGAUGAAGGAUCCCAACUGCAUGAAUACAGGCUGUGAAUUCACUGAGGGUGCGAAGGGUGGUGAAUGCACAGGAAUCCCAGGGGUGCUAUCAGCCGCUGAGAUCAACAAGAUCAUCGAUAAUGGCGCAAAGGUUUCGCACGAUCUCGAAGCUGCAGCGAAGAUCUUCACCUGGGACGGAAAUCAGUGGGCAAGCUUUGAUGACGUUAAGACGCUGAAGAUUAAGCUGGAUUAUGCAAAUCAGCGUUGCUUGGGAGGAACCAUGGUAUGGGCAAUCGACUUAGAUGAUGGUUCCUUUUUGGAAGCUUUGACGCCGGUGAGCACUAAGAAGAAGGAAG
Messenger RNA from Bipolaris sorokiniana ND90Pr, 484 nucleotides. RefSeq names its product glycoside hydrolase family 18 protein. The record is from RefSeq and is a predicted model, not a curated record. Gene Ontology annotation, biological process: carbohydrate metabolic process. The transcript is spliced from 3 exons. The annotation marks the transcript as partial. NCBI's taxonomy places the organism in Eukaryota, Fungi, Ascomycota, Dothideomycetes, Pleosporales, Pleosporaceae.